Molecule: messenger RNA, 2775 nt
Organism: Daldinia caldariorum
Lineage: Eukaryota; Fungi; Ascomycota; Sordariomycetes; Xylariales; Hypoxylaceae
Product: major facilitator superfamily domain-containing protein
Exons: 1
Coding region: 371-2404 (677 amino acids)
Cellular component (GO): membrane
Molecular function (GO): sucrose:proton symporter activity
Source: RefSeq, a predicted model, not a curated record
GCUGUAACUCGAGGAAUCUCAUGCGUCUCGUGCUGUUGCCUCGAGUUCGAGACCGCGUGACGUCCAAACAUAGUACUUACAUAGUCUAGACGGCUAAAUUCAUCCACCCCUGAUCUACCGAAUCUUCUCUAUACCUUAGGUACCAACCUAGAAUCUAGAUGCUUACCUAGGUACCUACCUUUUCCAUACUUGAUAUGCAUGCAUAUAACAACAUAGAGUUAGCAACAACAGCAACAACCAUUACCGCUACUACUACCGCUACUUUUCUCAUCGCAACGCCCUCUCGUUUCCCAUAGUCGUCGACUUUUCGCGUGCCCUGUUAGAUUCCAUACACUCGACCUGGGUUUGCGAAAGCCUCACUAUCCGAUCGAUGACCGCGUCAUUGUCGAGCACCUCGUCCUCGGACCAUCCGUCUGCCUCGAGUCGCAAAUAUGAUCCAUCCUUGAAACCGGAUAUCAAUGCCGAUCCCGCGUGGUCCGAAAGUACAAUAAGGGUCAACGCCGGAGAGCCUGCUGGUCCGGAUAGACUGAACGAGCACUCUCCUCUUCUCUCCCCUAGCCGGGGAGAGCGCGAUUCACUAGAUGAGUUUGAUGACAACGACAGACAAGCAGAACAUGAUGAGUUUCAGACCACCAAAAGCAUUUGGUACCUCUUACUCUUGACAAUCAGCAUUGGAGGACUACAAGUAGCCUGGGCUGUAGAGUUGUCUAAUGGCACUCCGUACUUGCUAUCUCUUGGCCUUAGCAAGUCUCUAAUGGCCCUUGUAUGGGUCGCCGGCCCGCUUACUGGGACUUUAGUACAGCCAUAUGUCGGCAUGCUCAGUGACAGCUGCAGAGUAUCUUGGGGGAGGCGCAAACCCUUCAUGCUUGGUGGCGCCGUUGCCACAUCGUUAGCCUAUAUGUUCCUUGCGUGGAUUCGAGAGAUUGUUGGCGGAAUCUUCAGCCUGUUUGGAGUUGACGCCGAUUCCCACACAGUAAAAGUCACCAUUAUCGUCAUCGCUGUCAUCUGGAUAUACAUCCUAGAUGUUGCAGUCAAUACGGUCCAGGCAUCUAUCAGAGCCUUUAUCGUCGACUGUGCUCCGCCACAUCAACAGGAAGCUGCAAAUUCCAUGGCUAGCAGGCUGGUGGGCGUCGGCAAUAUCAUAGGAUAUGUUGCUGGGGGGAUUGAUCUUCCCAAGUAUCUUUGGUGGCUUGGCGACACUCAGUUUAAGGACCUUUGCGCAAUCGCAAGCAUCGCACUUUGCUCGACAGUAUUGUUGAGCGUACUGACCGUUAAAGAGCGAAAUCCUCAACUCGAAGGACGUCCUGCUACUAAGCCACCUGGCCUUCGCUCAUUUUUUGCCAAGAUAUUUGCCGCUAUUAAAAGGCUUCCACCCCAAAUCGCAAAGGUUUGCAUUGUGCAAUUUGCGGCGUGGAUCGGCUUCUUUCCUAUGCUCUUCUACACCUCAUCCUAUGUCGGAGAAAUAUACGUCGAGCCCUACCUAGAAGAGAAUCCCCACAUGACUCCUGAAGAGUUGGACCAGCUUUACGAGAAGGCCACCAGGGUGGGUACCUUUGCCCUAUUAAUAUUCGCCAUCACCAGUCUAGCAACCAAUGUCCUGCUUCCUUUCUUCAUCGACCCAACCUAUGACAAUAAUCCUGUCGUUGGCAAUGGGUCCAGGGAAUUCCCUGCACUUGGGAAUUCCGCUUCCCGCAGUAAGGGCUUUUUGGCUCGUUUAGUCAUUCCCGGCUUCACUUUACGAAGAGCUUGGAUGUAUUCCGAAAUUCUGUUUGCUGUCGUAAUGUUCUGCACCCCGUUUGUGAGAACUGUUGAGGCUGCAACCGCACUUAUUGGUCUUCUUGGUAUUCCAUGGGCUUUGGCACUUUGGGCGCCAUGGGCCAUCAUCAGCGCCGAAAUCAGUCGCCGCGAUAUACUACAUCGAGCCCGAAAACAACAGAUGCGGUCGCUUGCGCGAGGUGAACAGUUAGAUAAUAGCGACUCCGAUGAUGGGCUCCUCGAGGGUGGGUCUCGGUCGCAGGCUGAUGAAGAGGAACCAGACCAAGCCGGCGUGAUCCUUGGUAUACACAACAUGGCCAUUGCUUCGCCGCAGUUCAUUGCUACUCUUGGUUCUAGCAUCAUCUUCCGCAUUUUCCAGAAGCCAAGAGGCGAGCCUGGUGAUCAUAGUAUCGCCAUUGUCUUGGCUUCGGGAGGCUUCUUCGCGCUUAUAGCCGCGUACUUCAUUCACAAAAUCAGCGAAGACACAUCGGUACCAGCGGCUGCUGUUUAUGCUGUAGAACAAGGUGACCCAAUCAAUUCACGACCGAGCACAUCGCAGAGCAAGAGGAGUUUCGACCAGGCCAGAGCUAGUCUCGACCAAGCAACUUUGGCUAGAAAUAGCAGCUUCGGGGCGGGAUUGGAAUACUAAUCAUGCCUCCCGGUGGGCCAUACCCGUUAGUUAGUCGCAAUAUCCACCGACGGAAUUAGAGAAUGUUCAAGUGCAUCUCCCCCUUUUUUUAUACCCAUUUAGAAGUUCCACGGACCACGGACAACAAAUAUACUGGAGUUAUACUUUGCAAUUCUUAGUAGCUUAGCAAUGGUUUGCUGAUGUAAAUUGUCAUAUAUGAUAUGUAUAGAUACCUCUUAUAAAUUAUAUCCACCUAGUCACCUAUGUAUUCUACGUGUAGUCCUGUCAGUUAAUUGCCUUCAACAUACUAUUAAUAAAAAUGCUUACUUCAAAGCUAAGACACGUCUUGAUCCGCAGAAACCCGCGUAAGGUAUAGCGGGAAGGAGGGCGGC